GGGAGAGAGAGUCCGGCUCGGGCUGCAAUGUAACGGUUCGGAUUUCUUCUCGUAUUUUUACAGGAAACUCGAGCGACCGAGUGUAACGAACCCAAUCAAACAAUUUAAAUGAUUCAGUAACGUCGAUGAAUAUUACAACAGCAGCCGUUUAAAAGAAUCGUUGAGCUGGGCAGCGCCUCCACUAACAUACAAAACGAUAGAAAAAUGGGAAUUAUAUUUGAUAAUAUGCUGUCCAUCACGCGCCGUUUGAUAGAGACGUCCUUGUUGUUGUUGUUUUUCUUCCAUCUCUGCGCGAAAUAAAUCUCUAGGCGGGAAUGUCGUGGACUGUUAGCAAACAUUCCGGUUCCAAGUGGUGAGUGGGUCGCCCGGAUCGAUUGUUUGCCGAACGACGAAAUUUUAAAAAGGGAAAAGAUUCGUUUGUUCAAAUCACAUCUUUUAUUAUACAAAGUGCAUGAAGGGCUUGAGUGUAUCCUAGAGCAAUAACCCAGGGUCUUGUCGUACAUUAGUUGCAUCUUGUAAAGUGGUGUGAUGGGGGAAAUGACGCCAUUACGAUAUUUGUAGUCGUGAUUUCAGUGCACGCGUUCGUCGGCCAGUUUUAAGGGGCACCACAAAGGACUGGGAAUUAAACAAUAGUCGAGCGACACACACACACACACAAACAACAGCGAUCUGCGCAAGUCCUCCGUCCAGCCUUCGAUCGCUCUUUGCCGGGAGAUUUCUCUCUCUCUCUCUCUGAGAAUCUUAGAUGUAUCAAUCGAAUUGGGCGCAUCAGCUGACUCCGCACUCCGCCUCCCGUGACGUCGGUAUAAACACAUCACGAACGCGCCCGAUAGUCCUUGGCCGGAGAUACUGGAAAUCUGGUCUAGGCGCUUCGUGUAGAGCGUCGUUGUCAAUCAGUGCUAGUCGGCGACGUCGAACCCUUCGCACGGCGGAUCAGAAUCAUCAAGUGCGCCUUUCUUCUUUCCAGUUCAAAAAAGGUUUUUUGAACGAGUCAUGUUCUAAAAGUAGCCACAAAAGAAAAGAGAAAUAGAAACCCGCCGAACCACCUACACUACAAUCCGACAGUGAAUAGAAGACUCGCAAACGAUGGCCGGCGAGAGUAAACAAGAUGCCAAAAGAGCGGAUCCAGAAGCAACCAGCCCGGAAUGCGAUGGAGAAGACAUCUGUGAGAUACACGAUAUUCCGAUUCCGCCGGACGGUGGAUGGGGAUGGGUGAUCGUCAUGUCUUCCUUCCUCUGCAAUCUCAUCGUCGACGGAAUUGCCUACACUUUCGGCGUCUUCCUCCCGAAAUUCGUCAUCUACUUCAACGAAGGCAAAGGAACAGUGGCCUGGGUCGGCUCGCUCCUGGCCGGCGUCUACCUGAGCUGCGGACCCAUCGUCGGGGCCCUCACCAACAAAUUCGGCUGCCGGACAACUUGUAUUAUGGGCAGCGUCAUCGGCAUGGCCGCUUUCGCCCUGUCUACCUUGUCCAAUUCGGUGGCCAUGCUCAUGGUCACCUACGGCAUCGUCGGCGGAAUCGGAUUCGGACUCAUCUACCUGCCGGCCAUCGUCUCCGUCGGCUAUUACUUUGAAAAGAAACGAGCCCUGGCCACGGGCAUCGCCGUCUGUGGAUCCGGUUUCGGUACCUUCGUCUUCGCACCGCUGGCGGCCAUGCUGCUGGAACACUACGACUGGAAAGGAGCAAAUCUCAUCCUGGCCGGCAUCAUCUUCAACUGCGCCGUUUUCGGUUCCUUGAUGAGGCCCCUUGAGGCGCCUAAGAAAAAGUGCAAACCUUUACUGCAGCGGAUGGCGGAGGAUAAAGCCGCCCAGCUGGAGCGCGGCUCUCUCAUGGGCUCCCAAUAUUUCACAGUCCAGUUGCCAGACGGUUCCUACGAAAAAAGGCUCAAAGUGCCUGUCAACGUCGAUCCCGGAGUGCACUCGAGUUUCGAUCUGGAUGAGCUGUCAGGAGCUCACGCUGCCACCCGCAUGCCGACCAUCAGCGAAGCUAAAGGCGAUCCUUCCAACGGCGAUGCCGCCCAGUCCCAGGAGAAAAAGGAAGACAAACAAAUGAAAAACUCGCAACUCAAAGAUAAUUUAGAAGACGACACCAAAGAAAGUGACAAACUCCUUGAAGACGGCAAAGCUGCGGCCGCAUUAAGGGGAAGCCGCACCAGCGUCUCGAAUGGCGAAGCGAGCAACGUGAAGCGCCGUUCGGCUGGCGCCUGUGGCAGUAAAGAUGAUGUGAGCAGCUUAUCGGCUUCCAAGAAGGAUUUGGCCCGCCCGCUGGCCCGUAAAGAUGUCUUCUACACGGGCAGCGUCACCAAUCUGCCAGAAUAUCAGAGCCAGAAAUCACUGGGCUCCUACCGCCAAAGUAUUGUAUCGAUCCCCAAAGCCGUUCAGUCUGGCAAAGCCGGAAAGAAAUCCGGCGGCGGCUGCUGCCGUUGCAUACCGGAAUCGGCGCGCAAAGAAAUUUCCGGCCUUAUGGAUUUCUCCUUGAUGAAAGAUCCCGUCUUCCUCUUCCUCGGCGUCUCCAACGUCUUUGGCAUGUUGGGAUUCUACGUCCCGUUCGUCUACAUCAUCGACGCCGCCACCACCAAAGGUAUCGACGAAGAAACGGCCGCCUUUCUCCUCUCGAUUAUUGGCAUCACCAACACUGUGGGCCGUCUCAUUUCCGGCUACAUUUCCGACUUCCCGGCCGUCGAUUCCCUCUUCGUCACCAACGUCUGUAUCGCCGUGAGUGGAGUGGCCGUUUUCUGCGUGCCAUUCUGCUACGAUUACGUCGGAUUCUGCAUCGCCUCUGGCUGUUUCGGCCUCUUUUCCUCGGCUUUCAUUGCACUCACUUCCAUCGUCCUGGUCGAUUUGCUGGGCAUUGCACAACUCACCAACGCGUUCGGACUUUUGUGUUUGCUGAGAGGCGUCGCCGCCAUUGUCGGACCUCCGCUAGCCGGUUCCGUCUUUGAUAUGACGCAGAGUUACGACGUUCCCUUCUGGUUGGCCGGCAUUUUCCUCUUCAUCUCGUCGGCCAUUUCCUUCAUGGUGCCAUUGGUCCGGCGCUGGGUCAAGCGCAAGGAAGACGCCGAACUUGCUAAAUCAGCAGGUGAAAUGAAACAACUUAAAUCCAGUGAAGGUUCACCACGGGCCGUUCAAACAUAGGCGAUCGAUACAUUCAUCGGUCUAAAUAUUUCAAAUUGUUUUUUUUUUUGUUUUUUGUUUAUUAUUUUUUUGUUUUUAGGUUAAAGUUAAUAUCAGAUUAUAUUAGUCAAUUCUGAACAUGAAAUUCGGAUGAUUUGUAGAUUUCUAUAAAAAAAAAGGCAAAGCUGAAAAUUGACGUAUCAUCCGUCGUCGUGUGGAUCCCUUUAUGUCUAAAGGCUACUCGAUUUUUCUUUUUUCAUUCACAGAAAAAACUUUUGAUAUGAUUCAUUAAAAAAAAACUACAACACAAUCCCAUCAUUUGCAUUUGAUUACAACGUGACGAAUUUAAACCGAACCGACAGGAAACGCCAAAUAAGUGCAGUGCUAGUUGAAACCGGUCUGCGACUUCUUCCUGUACGCAUCUAUCAUCAUCUUGAAAAACAAAACAAAACAAAAAACAAAUGAAUGACUAAAUAAUUGACUGUUAUGGUUCGCAAUUUCCUCUCUCUCUCUUCCCCUCUACCAGUCGGCGUGCGACGGUCGUCUAUAAUAUCGCCUCCUUCUCCGUAUCCUGUUUCAUCUUCUACUAUAAAAUAUGCUGUUAUUGGUCAAUCAAUCCGCAUCGUUUUCAUCUGGAUGUUCAUAUUUAGUGAUCUAUUCUUUUUAUUUUUCAAUCAGCAGCGCAAAAAAUCAUUUGCGAAAUUUUAUUGUUGGCUGUCAUUGUUGGUAGUCGAAGAGAAAAGAUGGAUGUUCCUUCCUGUUUUUUCGCCCGCAAUCAGAGAAAGUUGUUGAUGUCAUAUUGUUUCGUCGAAGCGAAAGGGGGAAAAAAGAAAAACGAAAACAAUAUAUUCAUUUCAUUGUCGA
Daphnia pulex (common water flea) is the source of this 3975-nucleotide messenger RNA. Its product is annotated as monocarboxylate transporter 14-like. Gene Ontology annotation, molecular function: monocarboxylic acid transmembrane transporter activity. The record is from RefSeq and is a predicted model, not a curated record. Bases 1087 to 3132 code for a protein of 681 amino acids. Gene Ontology annotation, biological process: transmembrane transport; monocarboxylic acid transport. The transcript is spliced from 10 exons. Lineage: Eukaryota; Metazoa; Arthropoda; Branchiopoda; Diplostraca; Daphniidae.